CCCAGUUUGCUUGUUGGUGUAACAGUUUCGGUAGCCAUUGGAAAUAGUCUGUAUCCAAUAAUAAAUGACGGAAAUUAGGAUUUCAAGAUGCUUUUUCAUUCUGACCUGACGGCCCAAGGACACGAUAAAUUAUUAUUUGAGGUCUCCGUUGGACCGCCCUCUCUAUUUACUAUUCUGAACGUAAGGACAAACACUCCAGUUAGAUACUGUUGGAACAAUCAAACAAACCUGGAAUUUUCUGAUUGCUCAUUAACUAAGGACGACAGUGUGAGCCGUUUCCAUAAGCCAGCGAUCAUUUGUACAUCACCGUCGACGAACGAGUGUUCUGGAACAAGGUCUGUAGCACUGAAAACAAUAAUGGAAUCAGAUGAAAGUGUUACUUUUGAGAGCUUUGUGGACGAUGAGUAUACCGAAAUCGACAGUGAGACUACAAUUCACAAAACUGAAGAAGCAAAGGCUAUUUUGAAAACUCCGGCGUCUACUCCCGAAGAGAAUGAAUCAGUUUCAAAUGUAAAGGACAAAAAGGUCACUUUCGGAGUGAACCGCCAUCACCAUAUUGAAGAUGUAAUUUCAGAAUCUGACGGCGAAUAUUUUUACGAAGUAGCUACAGCGAAUGCAAGCGAAAACGCGUCACAAUCACCAGAGAUGAACUAUGAACUAUCCGCAAACAAUGAUGCGUUGUUAGUUAAUAAAUCGCACCAGUUCGUGUCAUCAGACACCAAUAUUGCUAUAUAUCGCACCAGCUCAGAUCCGAAUUUGAAAAAAGCAUCAAAUUCCAACACAACUGAAGAUUUGAGAAGGACUAAAUCUAAUCAGCGCGCAAAAUUAUCUACCUCACAAUCUUUUGACAACUCGCUGCAUCGUUCUUCGAGUGAUAGAGUGCUUUCAACCCUUAGUCCUUCCACCCUAUCCUCGCUAGAAUUUUCAAAAAAGGACAAGAAAAGACGAAGUGUAAUCAAGAGGAAAAUUUUGAAAAUACACAAGGUUUUUAAGAAGAAACCGAAACAGAAUUCACUGGAAGAGUCCGAGGAAACUGGUGGAGAUUACUUGCCUGGUUCUGAUGAAUCUGACGACGUUUCAAAGGGAAGUGAAGGAAGGGAGACUAGCGGAUUGUUAAACGGAGAAUAUAUGAAUGGUCACAGUGGAAGAGAUUCACCAGUUCACGGACUAGAUUUACGGACAGCAUCAUCACGUUAUCCAAGACCUCAGCAUUUAAAGACUUCACCAAAUUCUUACUCACAACCUGUAUCGAGAGCUGAAUCCAGAAAUUCUUCAUCGAAUCAUAGAAGUUCAUGUUCAUCCAUUGAUUUUGAUUCACCUGGUUUCCACAGUGAAGGUUCAAAACCUCGAUUAAAACCGACUUCCACUUCACCAGCAGCUUUGAACUCGAUAGCAACCACCGAGGGAGAAUUAUCUGACAUAUCACCAAGACUAACUCCUACUCACAGCAACUUUGAUGAUAGACAGUUGAUUGGACCUUCUAUGGGCAUAUCAUAUCAUCCUCAUAACAAUUCAUUGCAACUAAGGAAUGAAAACAUGAUGAGCAGAAAUUCAAAUUCAUCACUCACUAAACAAGGAAGUCUGAGGAAAAAGAAGAGAUCUGGAUCUUGGUAUAAUGUGCUGAGUCCUUCAUACAAACAGAAAAAUGAAGCUUUCCAUAAAUUCUUCAAAGAUCUACCCUCAAGUGAAAGAUUACUUGUUGAUUACACCUGUGCAAUGGUAAAAGACAUUUUAGUUCAAGGGAGACUGUACGUUUCACAAAACUAUCUUUGUUUUCACUCGAAUAUUUUGAAAUGGCAAACUGCUGUCACUGUAAAACUUGUUGAUAUCGACCAAAUGACGAAAGAAAAAACAGUUAAAGUCAUUCCGAAUGCAAUACAGUUUUUAAUGAAAGACAAAACAAAAACAACGUUUACAAGCUUCACUGCAAGAGAUAGAGCCUAUCUACUGACUUUCAGAUUAUGGCAGAAUGCUUUGCUGGACAAGCCGAUGACUGCCCAUGAAUUAUGGACUCAAAUUCACAGUAACUACGGAGAAGAACUUGGGUUAUGUAGCUCAGAUGAUGAUUAUGUCAGACCUGAGAACAUGCCCCCCAGAAAACACCAGAGUUUCGGUGAGGGAGACGGCGGAACAACAAAAGUGAAACGAAAAAAGAAAUUGACAAAUUCAACCCAAACUCCACAUGAUGAUGAAUAUGAGAAAUUAAGUCGUCGUAGAGGUACAAAAUCAACUAAGAGUUCUCCAAGUACCGGACAUUCAUCCCAGGAAAGCAAUCCGCAGUUUCAACAAGGAUCGGAUUCAGAUGAUAAGUCAAUCCAUAGUUCUCAAUGUUCCCAUGACGAUGUUUCUAUUGCUGAUGAUGUCAUUCAAGACGAGGAAGGAGUAGAGGAUGUGGACGGAGAUGAAUCUCCUCUCAUUAUGAAAGAUUCUAGAAGCAGGAAAAUGGAAGAACAAGCAGUUGAUGAAGAGAAUGAUGAACCUGCGGACUUUACUCUACCUGAUUGCAAUAAGGUAUCAUUGAACUCUGUGUAUGAGACGUCAGCUCGUGACAUGUACCGAAUCAUAUUCGGAGAAGAAAACGAAUGUGCUUUCUGGAAAGAUACUCUUGUUAACAAGGGGACUACCCAAAUUGACUUUGGAAGAUGGACCGAUGAUGAUGAGGUGAAAGGUCAAAAGAUAAGACAUCUAAGUUAUACAUUGCGACUCGAUAAUCCAAUCGGACCAAAAACAUCACACUGUAAAGAAAAACAGAUUCUAUAUCCGUCCACUGUUGAAGGCAAAUCAUAUGGUAUCGACUGUGUUGUACAGAACUAUGGAAUUCCUUAUGCUGAUUACUUUUAUACUUGCAUGAGAUAUUGUAUUAGGAAAGUUACAAGAGAUACAUGCGAAGUCAGGGUAACAUCUGAACUACGUUACAAGAAGACUCCAUGGGGACUUGUCAAAAAUUUCAUUGAGAAAAAUGUGGCAAGUGGAUUGACGCAAAAUUUUAGGAAAUUAGCUUAUCAACUGAAAGACCAAGUUGAUUAUGAGAAAUCACAACCCCAGACAGAAGACAAAAAUAGGAAAAACAGUAAUCUCCGAAGACGGAAACGAAGAUCUGAAACUGGCAAUGAUACAAAGACUAAAGGGAGCAGAUCUUCCUCCAGUUUAUCCAAUGAAAAUGGCAGGGUUCAAAGUUCCCUGCAAAAUAGAUCUGAUGUUAACAAUAACAAAGGAAGUCUCACACCAUCUCGGGACUCAACUUCUGCAGUUCCAUCCCUGCACAUACCAAAUGGAUACAUUCCGUCUUCUCGUUCUUAUGAACCGGAGAGUCCGCGACUUCAUUUUUUUGGGCAAGGAGGAAAAUUUAUCAUCGGUGCUAUUUUAUUUAUAUUUAUUCUGCUAGUAUACAGUAACUACAGCAUGUAUCAAAGACUUACAACCUUGGAACAAGUAACAGCCGCAGCAGCAACUGCUGAUGGUGUGGACCCUUCUGUUACUGCUGCUUUAUUAGAUAGACCUGGCGUUCCCAUAUCUAGCAAUCCUGAAAUGAUGUCGACAUAUUUGCAAGCUAUUGACAAACGGUUACGAAGAUUAGAAGACUCCAUGGUGAAAUUCGCGGAGACUUCUGGUUCGAAAUGGGAAAAAAUGGAGAGAGAUUGGGCUGCACUACAGAAGAUGUUACAGACGAUAUUGCAACAUCAGCUUGGGAACAGUGGAUAGCUAAAUGUAUUGAACUAAGAAACAAGACUCCAAAACCAAGAACUACAGACUCCAAAAACAUCUUUAAGACUUUUAUAUAUGAAUAAAAUGUUCCUUUCAAAUUAGAAAAUAUGUAAAUUGCAGGUUUUUUUAUAAACUUGAGACUAUUUUAGCAAUUCCACUUUUAGCAAUUUGAUUUAAACUUGUUCCAGUCUUUUUUGGAAUGAUUUAAAUUUUUGCACUGUUGCAUUCCAAAUUGAUUCCAUGUUCUGAGAAAUAGUUUUGCCCGAGAAAGGCUGAUUUCACAUCUGAAACAUGGUUGGAACGCUUAAACAAUAGAAAAUUAGAAAAAAAUUCGGUUUAAACUUAUUUGAACUAAAUUUCUGAGGCAUUCCAGAUUCAUACAAAGAUACAUUAACAUGAAAUUCCUGUGUAAAAUUUACUCACUUUUUCUAACUUGUUCAAAUGAAAUUUGCACUUGAAAAACAAAAUUGGUGUUUUUACUGAUUAUAUAUAUUAUUCAUGUCGACUGUUUCCAGAUUUAACACUUUUUUCUUCACAAAUAUUGUAAUUUUUAGCUUCUUUUGUGCGAGAAAAAUGUUGGUGAAUCUUGUACUAAGCCACACUCACAGUCUCUCAUAUCUAUCACAACUGAAAAUGAUAUUUCCCUGCGUUUAUUCUCACCUUGUAAUGCAAGGUUUCACGAACUUUGUUUUCUCGUUUACCCAUUGGGAAAUUAAAAAGUAUAUUUUUACCUGUAAACUGUGUAGACGGUCUCUUCUAGUAUGUUGUAAGUGAAGUAUUAAAAGGGGUAAUAGAAUAGACUGUCUCUUCAUAGCGAAGCAUAAAAAACAUCAAUAGUGCAUAGGAGUCCUUGGCAAACUUCUAUGUGGUCAACGGCCACAUUUGGCCUUUUACUUUAGUGCUUGUAAAAUUCACCCCCAAUGGGGAACCCUGUCUUAAUAAGAUUUUGUUCACGAUUUCAUUGUGUAUAACCUGGUAUAUGAAGUGUUCUGUGUGAGACGCCAUAUACCAUAAAGAUGUAGGGGAGUUCCACCCUGUGUUACUAAUAUUAACCCUAACCUUGUCUUAAUAAGAUUUCGUUGUGAAUAGGCUGGCUUAUGAAAUGUUCCGAGUCAGACUCCAUAUAUACUAGAAACAUAUAGGGCCUAAGUUCUCAACCCUGUGUCACCAAUAUCAUGAAGUGGCCACCACUGUUUUAUUUAUCCAAGCCCUGGCAGUCAAUCACAAAAUCACAUUUUGUCCAGCCAUUCCAGAUUAAGAAUCAGAAGUUCCUAAAGAAGUGUUUAAUUAUUAUCAUUGCCAGCUCGUAUUAAACGACAAAAUACCUUUUAAAGUAUAUCCCAAUUAUUAAUUCAGCAAUUCUUGCUAUCUUUAUUUGUGUGUGGAAAUAAAAAUGUAUAAAAUAAUUCACUGUGAUUAUUAAUCUAUAUACAUAUAUAUUAUUAUUUUUUCGUCCUUUUUUUGAACCUAUUUGUCUUUUUUCUGCUAUUUUUCCGGUGAAAUCGGCAUUCCCAAAGCCGUAUUUUUUCGGCUAAAUAUUGAACAUACAUAUAUUUAUGAACCUACUAUUUUUAUCAUUAUUAAAUGGUCAUUAUUAAUAAUUAUGUGGUAAACUAAUCCCAACAAGGAAUUUACAAUAUUUUUGGUAAAAAUUACAAUUUUGCUGUUGUUUUGAGGCCAUUUUUGGGUUAAUAUAAGCUCGAUCGAAUAAGUUUAUCUACUUAUCUUUCCGUAUUUAGCUUUGUGAGUUGGAAAUAUAACCUGUAUGUCUGAAUUAAGUUCUAGAUAAUCUAGAUUACUAUUUGAACUGUGGAACAUCAAGUUAUGAUAAUUUGCCACCUUGCCAGUCGCAAAACUGAUUUUUAUUUUCCUUUUACUAAAAACUCUUCCUAGUUUCAAUUGCUUGAUAAGGUUAUUUCCCAUUUUUUUUUCUUUGUUGAGCAUGAAUUGUUUGGACAAAAUGGGAGUUGGAAUCAACCAAUCAAAGUAGCACGAUUAAUACCACUGGAAUGAUAAACAGGGGGCCAUGAGUGCUAAAAGCCUCCGGAAGGGGGCACCGCGAAAUAAAAGAUUGGGAACCACUGAUAUAGACCAUGAUUUGUUAUACUGAAAUUUUAUUUCAUCUAUUAAAACUGAUUUUUUGAACUGUAUAGAAUACUAGCAUUAUAUUUUCUAUGCACCUCAACUAGUUCUCUGUGCGCAUGUUUGAGGAAAACCAUAAUUUGUGCUCAUAUAUGUGAUCUAAUUUCACAUGUUUUAUGUGGUUCUACUGCACAUGUGUUUUUACAAUAUUUUUCUGUUUGAUAUGAACUAUAGGUAUCGGUUUUGGAGAGAGAUAGCGAUAAAUAAAAUCUAUUCUUUUGUUUACAACUCAAUCUUAUUCGAAGACGUAUAAGUUAUAGUAAUGACUAUAGCGAUCUAAACUUGCUCACAUAAAUGGAACCGACUUUUAUACACCAGUGCAGGGGUGCAAACUCAAACUUGUAAAAUGACCUUGCUGCGUGCCAUGCCAUGCCACAUGCAAAUAAUUAUGGUAUUGCAAAUAUCAAAAAUGAUCUUUAUUGUAAAAGUUUUUUUGUCAACCGGAGUUCAUACAUAACUGGUGUUACUUCUUACUUGUAGCAAAAUUAAUAUGUAUUCUGAUAACUCAUUUCUUUAUCGUUUGAUCCUAAUGGCCGUCCAUAAACCGUAUCUUUAGAUGUGCUUUAACUAAUAAUAAGCUACUAACUAUGGCGAGGAAGUGUUCUAAAUAAUAGGCAGCAUUGUGACUAUUUUCCCUAUACAUUCAUUCUUGCUGUAUUUUAUUUUCUAUGUUCCUAUUUUUGUCUUGUUCCCCGUACAUGCGUCGGCCAUUCAAGAUGUUGACAGGCGCAACGUCUAUGGACCACACGUUGUAGAUAUUAAAGGAACUUGACGAUCACUGGAACAAUUUCCGAAAAUAUAUUUGUUUCUAAAGUUAGUCGUGCAAUAAAAUACUGAAAGAUA
Styela clava is the source of this 6690-nucleotide messenger RNA. RefSeq names its product protein Aster-A-like. Gene Ontology annotation, molecular function: cholesterol binding; cholesterol transfer activity. Gene Ontology annotation, cellular component: endoplasmic reticulum membrane; endoplasmic reticulum-plasma membrane contact site; plasma membrane. Gene Ontology annotation, biological process: intracellular sterol transport. Lineage: Eukaryota; Metazoa; Chordata; Ascidiacea; Stolidobranchia; Styelidae. The record is from RefSeq and is a predicted model, not a curated record.